This is a messenger RNA of Penicillium concentricum, 1248 nucleotides long. Its product is annotated as transcription factor domain-containing protein. Gene Ontology annotation, cellular component: nucleus. Gene Ontology annotation, biological process: DNA-templated transcription; positive regulation of transcription from RNA polymerase II promoter by galactose. The record is from RefSeq and is a predicted model, not a curated record. The coding region runs from base 1 to 1248 and encodes 415 amino acids. NCBI's taxonomy places the organism in Eukaryota, Fungi, Ascomycota, Eurotiomycetes, Eurotiales, Aspergillaceae. Gene Ontology annotation, molecular function: zinc ion binding; RNA polymerase II cis-regulatory region sequence-specific DNA binding; DNA-binding transcription factor activity, RNA polymerase II-specific. The transcript has 3 exons.
AUGGCCCAGUAUCUGCAAAGUACGGAUUCUGCGCAUCAAUGUUGGAUUGUGACUGGACUCGCGAUCCGUAAUGCUCAAAGUUUGGGACUCCAUCUUCCCCAAAACAUUGCCCGCCUUCGGAGUUUUCAAGAGCAACAGCUGGCGCGGAAAAUAUGGCACGGCUGUAUAUUGAUGGAUCGGGUCAUAUCUAUGACAUUUGGUCGGCCUGCCAUGAUCUCAAAGGCAUCCAGUGGGGCCGUUCCUCUGCCAGCCGCCGUUGAUGAUGAAUAUAUCCCAUCUGGGUCUAGCAAAGAGGCCUGCCAGCCUCCCGAUCGGCCUUCGAUGAUGGCAUUUUACGCUAAAUCAUUAGAACUUUACGAGGUCAUGAACGAUGUGCUUCUUAGUCUUUACAAACCAAUCUCGGACGAUAAUGCGGAAGAUAUCCAUGACUUUUAUUUCGAUAAUGCUGCAAGCGAGGGAGAGCGGACUAUCUUUGAGCUCGACCGCUCCCUCACUCGAUGGACACGCAGUCUUCCUCCGCACCUACGUGGAGAUUCUUCAGCAGUAUCCACAAAUCCUAUAUUUUGCCGGCAAAGCAUUGUCUUGCGUGCGAGGUUUCUACACGUGCGGAUGCUUUUGUUUCGGCCAACUCUUUCUAAAUACUGCGCUGUUCGGGAUAAUACGACAGCAUACCCAUUGGUCUCGACGAACGACUCCUUCACCCACCGUGUUGCGCUGCAGUGCUCUAUCAUAUGUGUCAAAGCUGCCCAAGAGUCUAUCGAAUUAAUCUACAAUAAUGUCCCUACUGAUGGUACCGGUGGUCCCCUGCCAGCCUGGUGGUAUAACAUCCUUUGUUCGUAUAUCCUUUCCCCGGGUUUCUACUUCGAUAUUCUGACUUAUCCAGACGUCUAUACCUCUGCAACGGUCUUGAUAGCUGGCCGUUUGUGCGCUGCGAUCCUUGCUGAGGUCACAGAAAUCUCGGUUGUUCAAUCCUGGAACUAUGCACUGGAGGUUCUUCGAAAAUACCAAAGUUACAGCACAUCCGCUCGUCGCUGUGUGGCCGCCCUUGAAAUCCUUUAUGAACAAGUUGCCUCUGAAGGUCUGCUGCCCAUGGGCCAUGUGCCUAGUCAUGAGACAAGGGCCAACCUAAGUGCAGGGAAUGAUAUGUCCUUUGGCGAAGGAAUGAAUGCUGCUAUCUUGGAUAGCUUCGAGUUUCCUGAUUUUCAAGAUAUGUCAUGGUUAAACAGUGUUCCAAGCAACUUUUUCUAG